UCCGGAAUCCUCCGCCUAAUGCGCUAGAUACGAACCAACGCGUGACGAACACGGACGCUCAGCAUGAAUGGAUACCAGACGGAGCGAAGCUCCUACAACGAUGAGAUGUCUAGCAUAACAACGCCAAUUUCUAGCAACGGCGGCGAUCAUGGCAUGGCAGGAGCAUAUGGAAAGGAUGGGCUUAACGGAUAUGAACAAGCCGCCCACCAGCUCGAACCAAUGGAUCCCAACGAUGCGCCGAACGGAUCGCUUGCCGACCUCAAAGAUCCGAUCCAAGUACAUUUGCUCACAGAAACGGCGCUCUCCGACAGCAAAGAAUAUGAGAUCCUGUCUCAAGAAGAGGUCGAUAGGCUGAAGAAACAGUGUCAGUUGCUGAGCCAGCGGGUCGAGUCUACCAGGGCCAACCUCGCCAUCCAGUCGAAGUACCGAGAUGCGGCCGUGUCGAUGGCCAAGCUGUAUGCCGCUGGCAAAUCCGAGGAAGAGCUUCUCGACGAUCCUAGAGCUAAGGAGGUCGAGUUGGAGCGGGAGACGACCGAGAAGAAGUGCGAGGAACUGUCGCGCGAGCUUUUCAACCUCGAGAAGAACCUCAUCGGCCCUCAGAGGCGCCUACUCCAGCAUACAGCCGGUAUCCUCCAGCUGACUCACAAGGCAUCCAAGCGUGCGGCAGCACGAGCCUUGCAAAACAACAAUGAGAUUCCUGGCAGUCCCGAAAGCUUGUAUACCUACUCUCAAAACCGGGACAGCCUAGCGCAAGUUGUGGAUGAGGACUAUUUUGAAGACCCGAGUCUUUACCAGCUGGAUUCUUUCCCGGUUCCGCAGACAGGGCAUCUGAAAUCGGCAAUCGACAUUCCCUUAAAGUCACCUGUGCGAGAGCAAGCCAAUCACCUUCGGGGAGAGAUUGACAAGGCCCGAGAAGAAAACAGCCUGCUGGUGAACCUUGUCACCGAUAUGGAGCAGAAGCUGGAGAGUCUAAGUCUUUCUCUUCGAGAGACCAUUGUCAAGUUCAACCCCGAAGUGAACAGCGACUAUCUGGAGCCUCCGCGAGAUUCGGGCAACGGUGAUUUGAAGCCCGGUGAUAUGCUCAGAAAACAAAUCGACUACCUGGAGAGCGGGCUUGUCGCCGUGCAAGCGGAGCAGGAAUCAUUCAUCAGUAGCGGCGGCAACGGUGGUGGCAACGGCGGCAGCAAUUACAUGCUGGACGACGGCCCUGAGCAGAUCGAAUCCGUCUUGGUUGGCCUUUGGAAUAAGAUGCAAUCCGGAUUCGCCGAGAAGAAGCAGCGGAACGAGGAGCGCCGGAAGCACCGGCAAGAAAAGGGAUUGGUCGAUGACGACGACACAUCUGAUGAUGAUGCAUUCGACGCAGACGAGACCUACAGCCUGAUCGCCUUUUCCUCCAAGGUCCAAUGGCUCUAUUCUCAGGCCUCGACGUUGAAGGACCAGAAGUCUGUGCUCAAGAGACAGAUCAAGCAGCAGCGCGAGCUCAACAACAAGACCGACGCCGAAAAGGAUGAAGAGAUUGAACGGAGACAGGAGGAACUGGACCAGACCCGCUUCUUGCUUGAACGAGCUGAGAAGGACGCUUUUGACGCUCAGACCAUGUUGGCAGAUGCUCUGCAGGAUCUCGAAAAGGCGCAGGGCUCGUCCUCUGGCGUCGACGAGGCGGAGCUUCGCAAGUACACUUCCAAGAUAGAGUCCCUGGAAGCCGAGGUUGCCACGCGGAACGCCAAGAUCGAGACGCUUGAAGCUCAGAUCGAGGAACAGGACGCGAAACUGGAGGCAUUGGAAGCCGAAGUUGAGGCUAGCAACGCAAAGGCGGGCUCCCACGAGGCCGAGGCCCAGGCCCAUAAGGCCCGAGCUGAGUCUCUGGAGGCAGAGGUCCAAGCCCAUAGCGAGCGUAUUGAAUCUCUCGAGGCAGAGAUACAUACGCGCACCGCCCGAGCAGAGUCUCUCGAGGCCGAGGUCCUCGCAACUGGUGUUCGAAUCGAAUCCCUCGAGGCAGAAAUCCAAGCACGCACUGCCCACAUCGAGUCUCUUGAGGACAAGAUCCAGGGUCACAGCUCCAAUAUCGGAUCUCUUGAGGCGGAGAUUCAGUCACGGGAUGCCCAGAUCGCAUCCCUCGGGGCUGAUCUUCAAGCACACACAGAAAGGGGUGGAUCAUAUGAGGCACGGAUUGCUACUCUAGAAGCUGAGAAAGAGAAGAUGCUCGAGCUAAGCUCACAGCUUGAUGGCGCCUCCAAGGAGAAGGCAGCGGCCGAAGAAAUGGCCAAAGCUCUGCAGGAAGAGGUGGAAAACAUCAAGGCAAGCCACGCAAACAAGGAGAAGGAGAUUGCUCAGAGGGAUGCAGACCUGGAGCAACUCAACAUGACCCUGGUGGAACUGAAGACGGAGCUCACAUUCGCCAGAGCGGAGUUGGACGGCGCGUAUGGGUCUCGCGCCGAGCGGGCGGCAGAUGCAGCAGCUCUCGCGAAUCAAGAAGAAAUCGUCAAGCUUACGAACCAUGUCGAAAGGCUCAAGAAGGAGUUGGCCGGGACGGUACAAGAUCUUGAGGCGAUUACCAAGGAGACUAUCGGAGCCGAGCGCGAGAAAAUUGAGCUUGAACAGAGGGUGGACGAGGCACUCUCAGCCAAGGCCAGUCUGGAGGCUGAUCUGGAGAAGUCUCGACACCUGAUUGCGAAGCUGCAAGAGGACCUCGACAGCGAACGCUUCAAGGUCGGCGUCACGCAAAAUGGCGUCACAAAGGUUGGCGCUGGUGCGGCGUUGCUCAGCGAGCAGUUUAGAAUGUCGAUGCGAGAGGAGCGAAAGAGGUUCCACGAGGACAUCAAGGAGGAACGCGCGAGGUACCGCAAGCUCGAGGAGGAGUAUGUUCGUCUGAAGAAGAGUCAAGCGGCGAGCAAAAAUCCUCCCACUUCAUGA
Trichoderma citrinoviride is the source of this 2913-nucleotide messenger RNA. RefSeq lists its product as hypothetical. The transcript has 3 exons. The record is from RefSeq and is a predicted model, not a curated record. Lineage: Eukaryota; Fungi; Ascomycota; Sordariomycetes; Hypocreales; Hypocreaceae. Bases 64 to 2913 code for a protein of 949 amino acids.